Messenger RNA from Cyclospora cayetanensis, 498 nucleotides. Its product is annotated as DNA-directed RNA polymerases I and III subunit RPAC1. Gene Ontology annotation, molecular function: protein dimerization activity. Gene Ontology annotation, biological process: DNA-templated transcription. The record is from RefSeq and is a predicted model, not a curated record. The transcript has 6 exons. Gene Ontology annotation, cellular component: RNA polymerase III complex; RNA polymerase I complex. Lineage: Eukaryota; Apicomplexa; Conoidasida; Eucoccidiorida; Eimeriidae. Bases 1 to 498 code for a protein of 165 amino acids.
AUGGGGGUUGGCAAAGAGGCAAGAGGCACUUUCUUACAAGCAUUUGCAGGAGAGGCUUUCGUUGCUCCCCGAGACAUGUAUGCAAAGAACCUUACAUGGAUUCCCCUCUCCGAACGUCAGAAACAGAAAUUUGCAGAAGAUCCUCCGGCCCCCGUUCACCCUGACAUCUUAAUCACGAAGUUGAGGCCAGGCCAGGAAAUCGAACUGGUCGGCUUUCUGGAGAAAGGAUUGGGAAAAACGCAUGCCAAGUGGUCGCCAGUGGCCACUGCGGUGUAUCGGCUGGAACCUGAGUUCGUAUUCACGAAGCCAAUCGAAGGAGAAGAAGCAGAAGAGCUCAAGGAAUUAUGUCCCAUGGAUGUCUUCGACAUUGAAGACGCUAUUUCCAUCGAGUCAACUUGUGCUAUACCCGCUCCAAAGUUGUUUAAGAUGGCUCUUGAAGUUUUGAAGGAAAAAGCCAUCACUUUCCGCGAGAUUAUCAGGACGAAACAGCUGGAGUGA